AUGAUUGCAUAUAUUUGUAAUUCUGGGCAGCAGAAGUCGGGGUGGGUGGGCGUUUGGCGCGUGCUGCUGCGUUUUAUCGUCGAUCUCCUGCCCCUGCCCCCUGGAAUUGUCUGCUCGGAGGAUGAAGAGUUGGCGUGCACGGACUUCACCAACGACUUCUACAAGCUGGUCAACAUUAGCUCCAAUUCGUCGCGCAGCCUCUACUCCUACCUCGAGGGAGAGACGGACGGCGAGGACGAGGAUGACGAUGACGAGGCAGAUUCGAGCAUGUCCGAGAGCCAAGCGGCACACACGUCCCGGGCCGCCACCAGUCCCACGCCCAGCGAGGCGGGACGGGCUCAGCGGAUGAGCUGCUCCUCCAGCGAAACGGACGAAAACUCGAUCAGCCACCCGCCGCCGCCGACGGAGUCGCAUCAGGAGAAGGAAGAAGAGCCUGACUAUGCGGUCAUUGACGAGUGCCGGCGCCGCGUUGGUGACAUCGAGAUCAAGGACGUGCCGCUGAUCAUGAGCGCCACGCCUUUGCAGCCCCUCAAUGAGCAGCAAUGCAUAGCACAGAUCAUCAAGAGCGAGCUGCGAUGCCCGUCCCAUGUGCUGGUAAAGUCCAAGUCUGUGCUGGAAGAGCAGGAGCCCAGCUGCAUCCUACGCCACAAUCAGCGUCGCGAGCUCGAAUUCACUCUUGUGCGCAGCGACAGCAUCAGCUGUGCCCUUAUGGCGAAAAUUGCCAAGGAGGCAGCGCCCUCGUCACUGGCGAUCGUGUUCAAGCUGAAGGACCGAAUUCGGAACCGCAAAUUUUAGGCGCCGGCUACAUCGAGUCAGUGGCGCCGAAUCAAUGGCUGGAACCGGGUGACGACCCCGGUGCAGAUACCAGCGGCUGCAUCACCAAAGAAGGUGAGUACAUCUAUAGAUCCCAUAAUUCAACGGAGCUGCCUGCCCAUGGCAGUGCCCACCAGAAUUCCAACGAGCAUCAAUUCAUCGACGUCCUCCACCUCGUCGGUGUGGUCAUCCUCGCUCUCGCCUUUGUCUUCGUCUCCUUCGCCACAGUCGCCCCAACAACAACAAAAGCAGCAGCAGCCAAGACCCUCAGGACAGCAGCAGCGUAAAUCGAAAAUUCCUCCAUCAGUUCCUGUGCAGCGAUCCUAUGCGAGCUAA
Messenger RNA from Drosophila persimilis, 1149 nucleotides. RefSeq lists its product as uncharacterized. The transcript has 3 exons. Lineage: Eukaryota; Metazoa; Arthropoda; Insecta; Diptera; Drosophilidae. The record is from RefSeq and is a predicted model, not a curated record.